Messenger RNA from Nannizzia gypsea CBS 118893, 543 nucleotides. RefSeq lists its product as hypothetical. The record is from RefSeq and is a predicted model, not a curated record. Gene Ontology annotation, molecular function: carbon-sulfur lyase activity. Bases 1 to 543 code for a protein of 180 amino acids. Lineage: Eukaryota; Fungi; Ascomycota; Eurotiomycetes; Onygenales; Arthrodermataceae. The transcript has 3 exons.
AUGGUGCCACACUCGUCUGAAGACAAAUGGAUGACCAACCCUCCGUACGGGCGUGGACCAGAGAACGAACCCUUUGGUGAAGUGCAAUGGCGAGCACGCUGUCAAUGCCAGCGGAUUGAAUAUGAAAUAUGUCGGCGGGAACCGUUGGACUCCAAGUUUUGCCACUGUAAUGGCUGCCAGACAUUACACGGAGCACCGUUUCAAUGGGCGGCCAUCUUUCACAAGGACGAUGUCCAGUUUGUGCGCGGCCACGAAUCGCUGUACUUUUAUAAUAGCUCUACCAAGGAGCCGGUCCACAGCCUCCCAUGCAAGAUCUCUUGUUCGAACUGUCACUCCUUGAUCAUGGAUGAAGGGAGACAUGUUCUUCUUGUUUACCCGGAGCUGAUCAAGCAUGACACUGGGCCAGAGCGUCAGACAUUAAAAGACAUUUUCUAUCCCAAGUCGCAUAUGUUCUACUCGCAGCGAGUAGUUGAUAUUCCAGAUGGCAGGCCAAAGUGGACGGGAAUCAAUGGCUCAAGUGAAUUGAUGGAAGGAGAGCCGUAG